Molecule: messenger RNA, 1145 nt
Organism: Carassius carassius (crucian carp)
Lineage: Eukaryota; Metazoa; Chordata; Actinopteri; Cypriniformes; Cyprinidae
Product: SLAM family member 5-like
Exons: 4
Coding region: 42-1145 (367 amino acids)
Source: RefSeq, a predicted model, not a curated record
UCAACUCUUUGUACAGUUAUCAUGGAUUGACUCAAUUAAAUAUGAAGUUUCAAGUUAUUGUUCAAACUGAAGUCUUAAAUGGUUACACGUUUCAUGACAAACUCUGUUCUUCAGGAGUGUUUGGUUAUACAUCACAGGCAUCAGUGUCAGUGAUUAAAGGAGAAUCUGUCACUCUUAAAAAUCCUCUAACUCAAAUAAAGCAGAAUGAUUGGAUUCAGUGGUGGUUUGGGGAAUAUUUGAUAGUUGAUACCAAUGCAACGACUGGCUGCAAGACAGUAUGUGAUGAUGUUCUUGACGGGAGAUUCAGAGACAGACUGAAGCUGGACAAUCAAACCGGAUCUCUGACCAUCACAAACAUCUCAACUGAACACACUGGACGUUAUACACUACAGAACAGACCAAUGAGCAAAAGUUUCAUUCUCACUCUCUACGAAGAGAUAUCAGUGACAGAGGGAGAUCCUGUCACCCUAAACAAUCAUUUUACUGAAGCAAGUGACAGUGACAUACUGUGGGAGUGUGAAACAGAUAAGACUUCAAUAGCUGAAAUCACUAGAGCUGCAGGAAGAUUCUCCACAUAUGAUGGUCCUGAUGGGAGAUUCAGAGACAGACUGAAGCUGGACAAUCAAAGCGGAUCUCUGACCAUCACAAACACCACAGCUGAACACGCUGGGCGUUAUAAACUAAAGCUAAUAGGAAAGAUACGGUUAUUUAAAGCAUUCCGAGUUUCUGUCUAUGCUCGUCUGUCUUUACCUGUCAUCAGCAGUAACUCUUCACAAUGUUCUUCAUCUUCAUGUUCACUGCUGUGUUCAGUGGUGAAUGUGAGUCAUGUGACUCUCUCCUGGUACAAAGGAAACAGUUUAUUGUCCAGCAUCAGUGUGUCUGAUCUCAGCAUCAGUCUCUCUCUACCUCUGGAGGUGGAAUAUCAGGAUAAAAACAGCUACAGCUGUGUGCUCAACAAUCCCAUCAGCAACCAGACUCAACAUCUGGACAUCACUCAACUCUGUCACACAUGUUCAGACUCUGUCCACUGCUGUGGUUCUACUGAAGCUGUGAUCCGAUUGGUCCUCUCUGCUCUGGUGGGCGUGGCUACUGUCGUUAUUCUGGUUUAUGACAUCAUCAGAUCCAGAAAAGAUGAAAAAGAUUAA